Messenger RNA from Acanthosepion pharaonis, 1557 nucleotides. The record is from the annotation of a GenBank genome assembly. NCBI's taxonomy places the organism in Eukaryota, Metazoa, Mollusca, Cephalopoda, Sepiida, Sepiidae.
AUGUCUCGAUUAAAAAAGAAAUCCCAUAACACCAUAAAUCGCUCUCUCCGUAUUUCGAGCAAUCUAUCUAUCUAUCUAUCUAUCUAUCUAUCUAUCUAUCUAUCUAUCUAUCUAUCUAUCUAUCUAUCACACACACAUACAUACAUACAUACAUAUGAACUAUCUUUACUCAAUCUUUCUUUCUGCUAUUUCUUUCUUUUUACAUCUCGACUCUUUCUUUCUUUUUCUUUCUUUCUUUUGAUCUCUUUAAUCUUUUCUUUCUUUUUUCUUUCUUUCUUUCUUUCUUUCUCAUUCUUUUUCUUUCUUUCUUUUGAUCUCUUUACUUUUUUCUUUCUUUCUUUCUUUCUUUCUUUCUUUCUUUCUCAUUCUUUUUCUUUCUUUCUUUUGAUCUCUUUACUCUUUUCUUUCUUUCUUUCUCAUUCUUUUUCUUUCUUUCUUUUGAUCUCUUUACUUUUUUCUUUCUUUCUUUUCUUUCUUUCUUUCUUUCUUUCUUUCUCAUUCUUUUCCUUUCUUUCUUUUGAUCUCUUUACUCUUUUCUUUCUUUCUUUCUUUCUUUCUCAUUCUUUUUCUUUCUUUCUUUUGAUCUCUUUACUCUUUUCUUUCUUUCUUUCUUUCUCAUUCUUUUUCUUUCUUUCUUUUGAUCUCUUUACUCUUUUCUUUCUUUAUUUCUUUCUUUAUUCUUUCUUUCUUUAUUUCGUUCUACAUCUCUACUGUUUCUUUCUGCUCUUUCUUUCUUUCCCCAUCUCCCCUUAUUCUUUCUUUCUUUCUUUCUUUCUUUCUUUCUUUCUUUCUUUCUUUUGCUCUCUUUACUCUUUUCUUCCAUUAUGCUCUUACUUUUUUUCUCUCUUCUUUUUUCUGUACUUUCUUUCCUUCUUUUUCCAUCUCUACUCUUUCUUUCGGGUCUUUCUUUCUUUUUUCUUUCUUUCUUUUUUACUGUUCUCUACCUUUCUUCACUUCUCUCUUCCCAAUUCAAAUCCGUUUAUAUGUCCGACUUUAUGUUUGGUAUCUAUCUAUCUAUCUAUCUAUCUAUCUAUCUAUCUAUCUAUCUAUUCUAGUAUGUUUAUCUAUCUAUCUAUCUAUCUAUCUAUCUAUCUAUUUCUCCUGUUCAAUAUCUAUCUAUCUAUCUAUCUAUCUAUCUAUCUAUCUAUCUAUCUAUCUAUCUAUCUAUCUAUCUAUGUGUGUCUUAUUCUGUUGCUAUCUAUCUAUCUAUCUAUCUAUCUAUCUAUCUAUCUAUCUAUCUAUCUAUUCAAGUUUUAUCGGCUCCUAAUAUCAUAUUUAUCGAUUCCCUUCUUCUCAUAUCUAUCUAUCUAUCUAUCUAUCUAUCUAUCUAUCUAUCUAUCUAUCUAUCUAUCCCAAAUUGUUCACAUUUCACAGUUUAUAUCUGCCAACAUCACCUAUAUCUAUAAAUAUUUGUUAAUAUCUAUUUAUCUAAUUGUUAUCCUGUUCAAAUUAUCUAUCUAUCUAUCUAUCUAUCUAUCUAUCUAUCUAUCUAUCUAUCUAUCUAUCCCAAUUUGUUUAUAUUUCACAGAUUAUAUCUGCCAACAUCACCUAUAUUGA